AUGGCUCAAGAAAAGGAAUUAACCAUUGCUCCAUUAGCCUUUCAAAUGAAGGCUAUGUUUGGAGACCAAGAGCAGAAGUUGCGCCGAACAAUCGAGGAAAUACAUGAGCGCAUAGAUAACAUGGAGGGAUCAAAAAGUGUAUUCAAUACAACUCGAGCAAGACAUCAAGUGGUUGAGUCCAAUGGUUCUAACGGUGAGAUUGAUUUUGGGGAAGAAAGGGGCGGCCGAGGCUAUGAACACCCUCCAAGAAGAAACCAAACUGAAUUGGUACGUGAGGAUGACAUUCCUAAAGGAGUUAAAUUAACCAUUCCUUCUUUUCAGGGCAAGGCAGACCCCGACGCAUACCUAGAAUGGGAGAGUCGAAUGGAGAAGCUCUUUGAUUGCCACCACUACACGGAGAACCAAAAGGUGAAGCUAGCAGUCCUAGAGUUCACCAACUAUGCCUCCACUUGGUGGGAUCAACUCCGCAUGAGGCAAAGGAGGAAUGAAGGGCCCGUGAUCACUACUUGGAAUGAACUCAAAAGGGUCAUGCGACAAAGGUUCAUACCUAGCUACUACCAUAGAGAUUUGCACCACAAACUGCAAACUCUAACUCAAGGUAGCAUGUCGGUUGAAGAGUACUAUAAGGAGAUGGAGAUGGCCAUGAUCAAAGCUGAUGUACGUGAAGACCCCGAGGCUACUAUGACACGAUUCGUGCGAGGGUUGAAGCCCGAAAUUGUUGAUAUUGUGGAGCUUCAACACUACCUUGAAAUUCAUGAGUUAUUGGACAAAGCAAUCAAGGUGGAAAGGAGGUUCAAGAGGAGGGGUAACAAUCGACCAAACACUAACCUCCAAGGGGAAGGUUGGCGAAAUCAACCACCAAAGAAAGAGGAGAGCGGAACGGAACCUUCCAAUUGGAACAAGCCAGCCGUGGCUUCACAUGGUCUCUCCAAGCCCGGUGCAAAUCCCUCAAAGCCGAAUGGAGCUCCUUCAAGAUCAAAUGCAAGAGGCAAUCCAAACCCUAACCCGGAUGUUUCCAAAGCUAGGAACCGAGAUGUGAGGUGUUUCAAAUGUCAAGGAUUCAGCCAUAUUGCAUCACAAUGUCCAAAUCAACGAGUGAUGCUUGUAAAAAAUGGAGAAGUUGUGACCGAUGACGAAGAGGAUGAUUGCGAGGGAAUACCACCUCUUAUGAGAGAAGAAGAGGAUGAAGAGGAGAUCAUUGAACAACCAACUCUUGAUAGACUCGGUCAUACAUUAGUUGCUCGAAGGGCAUUGUCUACUCAAGCUAGUGUGGAUGAACUUCAAAGAGAAAACAUCUUUUACACUAGAUGUUACAUCCAAGAGAAGGUUCAUAGUUUGGUGAUUGACCCUGGAAGUUGUACAAAUGUGGCAAGUGCUCUCAUGGUGACAAAGCUGAAUUUGCCAACUACCAACCAUCCCCAUCCAUACAAGCUUCAAUGGCUCAACAAUAGUGGAGAGGUACGUGUACUUAAACAAGUACUAGUUACUUUUCGCAUUGGUAGAUUUGUAGAUGAAGUUUUAUGUGAUGUAGUGCCAAUGCAAGCUGCACAUAUUAUCCUUGGGCGUCCUUGGCAGUUUGAUAGGAGGGUUAGUUGGGAUGGUGUUACCAAUCGUUAUUCCUUCUUCCAUUGUAACAAAAAGGUGAUACUUGUACCUCUUACACCCCAACAAGUGCAUGAGGAUCAAGCUAGCCUUCAAAGGGAGUUUGAACUAGAAAAUGAGAAAAAGAAAAAACAAAAGAGCAGUGAUUUGAAUACCCCCCGAGAGGUAAAAAGAAAGGGUAACACCGAAUCAAACUCUCUGAAAGGGGCUGAAGGUAAUUCGUUCAAGAAAGGGAACAACAGAGUGUUACUUGCUAAGGCUAAGCAUGUGCGCAAAGCCUUAUUGUCUAAUCAACCAAUUUUCCUUCUUAUGUGUAAGGUUGUGCUUACUUCUACUAACCAACUCGAUGUUUCCUUGCCUAGUGUCUUCACUAAACUUUUGCAGGACUAUCGGGAUGUGUUUCCUGAGGAUAUUCCUAGUGGUCUACCACCGGUGAGGGGAAUUGAGCACCAAAUAGAUCUCAUUUCUGGGGCUUCCUUGCCCAAUAAACCACCAUAUAGGACUAAUCCUGAGGAGACUAAGGAAUUGGAGCGACAAGUAGCUGCUUUGUUAGAGAAAGGCUGGGUGAAGGAGUCACUUAGUCCAUGUGCGGUACCCGUAUUACUUGUCCCCAAGAAGGAUGGAACGUGGAGGAUGUGCACCGAUUAUCGUGCCAUUAACGCCAUCACGGUAAAGUAUCGUCAUCCUAUACCACGUUUAGAUGACAUGCUUGAUGAACUUCAUAGUGCCAUUAUUUUCACUAAAAUUGAUCUUAAAAGUGGUUAUCAUCAAAUUAGGAUGAAAGAAGGAGAUGAAUGGAAAACUGUAUUUAAGACUAAACAUGAUUUGUAUGAGUGGUUAGUCAUGCCAUUUGGCCUGACUAAUGCCCUAAGUACCUUCAUGCGUUUAAUGAACCAUGUCUUACGUGCUUUCUUGGGCAAAUUUGUGGUAGUCUACUUUGAUGAUAUCCUCAUUUAUAGUAAAAGUUUAGAUGAGCAUGUUGAGCAUGUUAAAGCUGUUUUAGAGGUUCUUCGAAGGGAACACUUGUAUGCUAAUCUUCAAAAGUGUACCUUUUGCACUAAUGAGGUUGUGUUCCUAGGAUAUGUUGUAAGUGCGCAGGGUAUACAUGUUGACCAAAGCAAAGUGAAGGCCAUCAUGGAGUGGCCGACCCCUACAAGUGUUAGUGAGGUAAGGAGCUUCCACGGGUUGGCAAGCCUCUAUAGACGUUUUGUCAGGGACUUUUCAACCAUUGCCACGCCUCUUACAUCCAUUAUGAAGAAGAACCAACCAUUUCAUUGGGGAGAUGAACAAGCUAAGUCUUUCCAAUUACUUAAACACAAACUCACACAUGCGCCUGUACUUAGUUUACCAAACUUUGAAAGAACCUUUGAAGUUGAGUGUGAUGCUUCUGGUAUAGGUGUUGGGGCUGUGUUACUUCAAGAAGGGAAGCCAAUUGCCUACUUUAGUGAAAAGCUCAAUGGUGCUUUGUUGAACUACUCAACAUAUGAUAAGGAGCUAUAUGCACUUGUUCGAGCAUUGCAAACUUGGCAGCACUACUUGAGGCCUAAGGAGUUUGUUCUACACACUGAUCAUGAGUCGCUUAAACAUCUCAAGUCUCAAAACAAGCUGAGUAAGCGACAUGCACGUUGGAUCGCUUUCAUUGACACUUUUCCAUUUGUGAUCAGGUACAAACCCGGCAAGAGCAAUAUAGUGGCUGAUGCAUUGUCAAGGAGGUAUACUCUAAUCACUACUCUUGAUGCAAAAUUGCUUGGUUUUGAGUUGAUUAAAGAGGCAUACCCUGAUGAUUCGGAUUUUGGUAAGGAAUAUUCAAAUUUUCCUAAGUGUAGCCGAGAGGGCUAUUCUAUGUCCCCCGGGUUUUUGUACUUUAAAGAUAAACUGUGCAUCCCUAGUUGUUCUUUGCGUGAAUUACUUGUUAGGGAAGCACAUGGUGGCGGAUUAAUGGGCCACUUUGGAGUGCCUAAAUCACUUUCUAUACUCCACGAGCACUUCUAUUGGCCAAAGAUGAGGCGAGACGUGGAACGUGUUAUCCAAAGGUGUGUCACUUGUCAUCUUGUCAAAUCCAAGGUACACCCGUAUGGACUCUAUACUCCAUUACCUAUUCCUGCCGUUCCUUGGGUUGAUUUGUCUAUGGAUUUUGUACUUGGUUUGCCUAGGACUCGGUAUGGUCAUGAUUCCAUUUAUGUGGUUGUUGACCGUUUUUAA
Molecule: messenger RNA, 3804 nt
Organism: Coffea eugenioides
Lineage: Eukaryota; Viridiplantae; Streptophyta; Magnoliopsida; Gentianales; Rubiaceae
Exons: 1
Coding region: 1-3804 (1267 amino acids)
Molecular function (GO): nucleic acid binding; zinc ion binding
Source: RefSeq, a predicted model, not a curated record